Molecule: messenger RNA, 1624 nt
Organism: Neocloeon triangulifer
Lineage: Eukaryota; Metazoa; Arthropoda; Insecta; Ephemeroptera; Baetidae
Product: thymidine kinase 2, mitochondrial-like
Exons: 6
Coding region: 344-1168 (274 amino acids)
Cellular component (GO): cytoplasm; mitochondrion
Molecular function (GO): deoxynucleoside kinase activity
Source: RefSeq, a predicted model, not a curated record
AGCUAAAAUACAUAAACAAAAUAUAACGUGGAGAUAACGAUUUUGACCAAACUUUCGAAAAUUUCCGCUAAACUUACUCGCGAAAAGAGAAUCGAUUAAUAUUUGAUAAUGCAAUGAAAUAAUUAAAUUCGUGUAUUUAUCUAAAAUAAAACAUUAAAUCGACCGGAUUGACUUGUUGGGAUAUGGAAUUAACGAACAACGAACACCAAUUGCGACAGCCGAAAUACACCAAGGAGAUUGGAUAAUUAUAGAAGCUGCGCGGACGGAUUACUGCUAGAAUUGAAUGGAAUUAUUGCGCUUUUUUUGCCGUCAAAGGAAAGUGUUUUAACGUCAAUAUGCACUGAUGCUUACCAGCAUACAGAAGAACGUCGCCUUAAAAAGGCUCGCCGGUUCGGCCGUUACUGCACUAAUAAGUAGAGAGCGGAAGCAUUCUUCUCUUCCAGUUUCUUCUUGGGCACCGUACUUGAUUUGUAAUUCAAAGGUCAUGUACAAAGGCAGGAACAGCUACAGUGCACCCCGACCUUACAGGGUCUCUGUGGAAGGAAACAUAGGCAGUGGAAAAUCAACCUUUCUUUCGUAUUUCCAACGAUUUGCAGCCGUAGAAACUUAUCUUGAACCGUUGGACACUUGGAGAGAUGUGCAGGGUCACAAUGUCCUUGACCUUCUGUAUUGCGAUUUACAGAAAUGGAACUUAACAUUCCAACAUAUGGUACAACUCAGCAGGGUGAACAUCCAGACUUCCGACUCAAAAAAAAGGGUACAAAUUUUCGAGAGGUGUGUCCAGAACAACAGGUUUUGUUUUGGAGAAAUGGCAUAUAAAGAGGGAUUGCUGUCUGGUGUAGAGUAUGCUAUCUUUGACAAGUGGUACUCGUGGAUCAGCAACAACACAGACAUUGGACUAGACCUAAUUGUCUACCUGAGGACAAAUCCGAACACAGUGUACCAACGACUUCUACAGCGAUCUAGAAAAGAGGAACUGUCAGUGUCCUUGGAGUACUUGCAGAGGGUUCAUGAAGCACAUGAUAACUGGCUGCUGCAUGGUACUCCGGCCAAAGCUCCAGCGCCUGUGCUUGUAUUGGAUGCAAACUCAAAUUUGGACGCCUUGUACAAACAAUAUGAGCACAACCAAGAGGUCAUUUUAGGCCGCAGACACACCUUGUCGAACUGAUUAGACUAAAAUAAGAUUUUUUACAAAUUAAAUGUAAUUUGAUGGAUGGCCUUUUUAUUUUUCUAGAUGUAAAGAGAAUUUUUUUAACAAAUUUGCUUGCAUUCAAAAGCUUUAGCAAUAAUUGCAGCACAGGAAACACUCACGGUAUGAUAUUGACAGGCAUUUUAUGAAAAAUAUCCAUUAAUCACCAUAGAUUAAUCUAGAUUUGUGUUCUUUUGAUGCAUAUUUCAAAGUAUUGUUAGACGUAGAAGACUAUUAUGUCUAAUAUUAUUGAUGUAGACAAAGACUUGAAUAAAAGUUUUUAAUUUUGCAAAAAACUUACAAUAUAAUUAACCAGCAAUGUUUUCCAGCCAAAUUUCUACUUGCUUAUAAUCAAUAGAGUCUUUCGAAGCUGAAUUGAAGAGAGAUGUUUCGGCAAAGUUGACUCUAAUUUUGUUGAGCUGCUCAAAUUCAAAA